AUGAUCCAAAGGGUUUCUAUAAAUAGUCUGUGGGCCGAGAAGGGACAGGAGACGGGGAUCGGCAGCCUGUCUGGGAGUGAGUCUGCAGCCUGUCUGUGGGUCUGCGGCCUGUCUGUGGGUCUGCGGCCUGUCUGUGGGUCUGCGGCCUGUCUGUGGGUCUGCGGCCUGUCUGUGGGUCUGCGGCCUGUCUGCAGCCUGUCUGUGGGUCUGCGGCCUGUCUGUGGAUCUGCGGCCUGUCUGUGGGUCUGCGGCCUGUCUGUGGGUCUGCGGCCUGUCUGUGGAUCUGCGGCCUGUCUGUGGGUCUGCAGCCUGUCUGUAGGUCUGCAGCCUGUCUGUGGGUCUGCGGCCUGUCUGUGGAUCUGCGGCCUGUCUGUGGGAGUCAGUCUGCAGCCUGUCUGUGGGGCUGCAGCCUGUCUGUGGGUCUGCGGCCUGUCUGUGGAUCUGCGGCCUGUCUGUGGGAGUCAGUCUGCAGCCUGUCUGUGGAUCUGCGGCCUGUCUGUGGGUCUGCGGCCUGUCUGUGGGUCUGCGGCCUGUCUGUGGAUCUGCGGCCUGUCUGUGGGUCUGCGGCCUGUCUGUGGAUCUGCGGCCUGUCUGUGGGUCUGCAGCCUGUCUGUAGGUCUGCAGACUGUCUGUGGGUCUGCGGCCUGUCUGUGGAUCUGCGGCCUGUCUGUGGGUCUGCGGCCUGUCUGUGGGUCUGCGGCCUGUCUGUGGAUCUGCGGCCUGUCUGUGGGUCUGCAGCCUGUCUGUAGGUCUGCAGCCUGUCUGUGGGUCUGCGGCCUGUCUGUGGAUCUGCGGCCUGUCUGUGGGAGUCAGUCUGCAGCCUGUCUGUGGGGCUGCAGCCUGUCUGUGGGUCUGCGGCCUGUCUGUGGAUCUGCGGCCUGUCUGUGGGAGUCAGUCUGCAGCCUGUCUGUGGAUCUGCGGCCUGUCUGUGGGUCUGCAGCCUGUCUGUGGAUCUGCGGCCUGUCUGUGGGAGUCAGUCGGCAGCCUGUCUGUGGAUCUGCGGCCUGUCUGUGGGAGUCAGUCUGCAGCCUGUCUGUGGAUCUGCGGCCUGUCUGUGGGUCUGCAGCCUGUCUGUGGGUCUGCGGCCUGUCUGUGGGAGUCAGUCUGCAGCCUGUCUGUGGAUCUGCGGCCUGUCUGUGGAUCUGCGGCCUGUCUGGAGGAGUCAGUCUGCAGCCUGUCUGUGGAUCUGCAGCCUGUCUGUGGGUCUGCAGCCUGUCUGUGGGUCUGCGGCCUGUCUGUGGAUCUGCGGCCUGUCUGUGGGUCUGCAGCCUGUAUGUGGGUCUGCGGCCUGUCUGUGGAUCUGCGGCCUGUCUGUGGAUCUGCGGCCUGUCUGUGGGUCUGCAGCCUGUCUGUGGAUCUGCGGCCUGUCUGUGGGAGUGGGUCUGCAGCCUGUCUGUGGGUCUGCGGCCUGUCUGUGGAUCUGCGCCCUUUCUGUGGGAGUCAGUCUGCAGCCUGUCUGUGGAUCUGCGGCCUGUCUGUGGGAGUCAGUCUGCAGCCUGUCUGUGGAUCUGCGGCCUGUCUGUGGGUCUGCAGCCUGUCUGUGGGUCUGCAGCCUGUCUGUGGGUCUGCGGCGUGUCUGUGGAUCUGCGGCCUGUCUGUGGGAGUGGGUCUGCAGCCUGUUUGUGGAUCUGCGGCCUGUCUGUGGGAGUGGGUCUGCAGCCUGUUUGUGGAUCUGCGGCCUGUCUGUGGGAGUGGGUCUGCAGCCUGUCUGUGGGAGUCAGUCUGCAGCCUGUCUGUGGGUCUGCGGCCUGUCUGUGGAUCUGCAGCCUGUCUGUGGGUCUGCAGCCUGUCUGUGGGUCUGCAGCCUGUCUGUGGAUCUGCAGCCUGUCUGUGGGUCUGCAGCCUGUCUGUGGGUCUGCAGCCUGUCUGUGGGUCUGCAGCCUGUCUGUGGGUCUGCAGCCUGUCUGUGGGUCUGCAGCCUGUCUGUGGGUCUGUGGCCUGUGGGUCUCACUGUCCUGCCCGAGUCCUGCCCGAGUCCUGCCCGAGUCCUGCCCGAGUCCUGCCCGAGUCCUGCCCGAGUCCUGCCCGAGUCCUGCCCGAGUCCUGCCCGAGUCCUGCCCGAGUCCUGCCCGAGUCCUGCCCGAGUCCUGCCCGAGUCCAACCCCAUGGCCCCAGACUCAGUGGGUCCAGGCUCAGUGGGUCCAGACUCAGUGGGUCCAGACUCAGUGGGUCCAGGCUCAGUGGGUCCAGACUCAGUGGGUCCAGGCUCAGUGGGUCCAGGCUCAGUGGGUCCAGACUCAGUGGGUCCAGACUCAGUGGGUCCAGACUCAGUGGGUCCAGGCUCAGUGGGUCCAGACUCAGUGGGUCCAGACUCAGUGGGUCCAGGCUCAGUGGGUCCAGGCUCAGUGGGUCCUGGGUUGGGGACUGGGUGACUGUAGAUGGUACGGCUAA
Messenger RNA from Knipowitschia caucasica, 2391 nucleotides. The record is from the annotation of a GenBank genome assembly. Lineage: Eukaryota; Metazoa; Chordata; Actinopteri; Gobiiformes; Gobiidae.